This is a messenger RNA of Penicillium oxalicum, 348 nucleotides long. RefSeq lists its product as uncharacterized. Gene Ontology annotation, cellular component: mitochondrial inner membrane. The coding region runs from base 1 to 348 and encodes 115 amino acids. The transcript has 4 exons. The record is from RefSeq and is a predicted model, not a curated record. NCBI's taxonomy places the organism in Eukaryota, Fungi, Ascomycota, Eurotiomycetes, Eurotiales, Aspergillaceae. Gene Ontology annotation, biological process: NADPH regeneration. Gene Ontology annotation, molecular function: NADP binding; NAD binding.
AUGCCCGGUCAAUGCAAUGUCCUGCUCGCCGAGGCAUCGGUGCCGUAUGACAUUGUUUUGGAAAUGGACGAAAUCAACGACGACUUUGCUGAUACGGAUGUCACGCUGGUGAUCGGCGCCAACGAUACCGUCAACCCCAUCGCCAUGGAGCCGGACUCGGCUAUUUCGGGAAUGCCCGUCUUGCACGCAUGGAAGAGUAAAGAGGUGAUUGUCAUGAAACGGGGCAUGUCGAGCGGAUACGCCGAUGUCCCGAAUCCCAUGUUCUACAUGCCCGGAACCCGGAUGCUGUUUGGCGAUGCCAAAACCUCUUGCGAUGCCAUCAAAGCAGCUCUCGAGGCCCGAAAGUAG